AUGACGGACUCAGCUGUAGCCUCAGCUGUCGUGCUGCCCGACGCAACUCCAUCAUCACCACGCCGCUCGCCUGACCGAUCGCAAACCCCAGAGCCACGCGCCGGAACCAAACGUCGCCAGUCGUCUGUUCGUCGUGAUUCUCCCAAACGACAGCGCUUGUCGCCUUCGCCCGACAGGUCCAGACAGGAAGAAAAUGCCCGACCAACUCGCGAAAGACGCCCUGUGAAACCCGUCGAUGAAAAGAAGCGCACUCAGAGGCUGUUUGGAGGUCUACUCGGUGGACUGGGCCAGACAAGACCGGCAAACGCGCAAGCAGCCAAGCGACGAGCCGAACAGGAAGAACGUCGACGCCAGAAAGAGCAGGAGCUUAGCGAACGACAAACAGAACGACUUGAGCUCCUCAAUGUUGCGCGAAGGAAGGAACAACGGAGAGUCGAUGAAGCCAGCAUGCGCAUCAAGCAUGAGAGCAUGAAGGCCAUGUCAAAUUUCUUGGUCACUUCGACUGAGCCCAAGUUAUAUUUCAAGCCGUGGGAGCUACUUCCGGAACAAGAGGAUCAGAUCAAUCGCCAACGUGAAGACGUUGACGUUCAGAUAGAUCAGGAACUUGACGACUUUGACCAAGUCCGCCAACGCUGGCAGAAAGAGGACGCCAAUGGACACACUGAUUACCAAGACACCGCCACUAGAGACGAGCAAGAAGCAUCCAAUGGCACGAAUCAUGCUGCUGUAUCAACAACAGAGCCAGCAGAUGACCAAGACCAAGGCGGAGUUGCAGAUCCGGAGACGGAACCAGCAUCAACUUUAAGCGCAAUAGCAACCGAGUCGACAGAAGACAAACAAGCUCAAGAGCAAGCGGCAGACGAUGCUGAUCGGCAGAGGAAAGAAAGUAUAGAUGAUACAGGCGACAUUGUAGUCGAGGCUGAUGAGGACACGGUCAUCUACUGA
Aureobasidium melanogenum CBS 110374 is the source of this 945-nucleotide messenger RNA. RefSeq lists its product as uncharacterized. Bases 1 to 945 code for a protein of 314 amino acids. Gene Ontology annotation, cellular component: catalytic step 2 spliceosome. The record is from RefSeq and is a predicted model, not a curated record. The transcript is spliced from 2 exons. NCBI's taxonomy places the organism in Eukaryota, Fungi, Ascomycota, Dothideomycetes, Dothideales, Saccotheciaceae.